UAACUACAGAUUCAUAUGUUUCCAAAUGCAAAUGUGCUGAUGAAUCAGGUACGAAACAUGGAUGAUCGAAAAAAUAUUCCAAAUAAACGAGAUGGGAAAAUUAAAAGUGAUCAUAAUAAACCUUCUUCUAAGAAAGAAAUUUGCAUCGGUGAAGAGGUUAAGAUUGCAGUAGCUAUAGCUAUCGAUCGCUUUAAAAAAAAUGAAGCGGAAAAAGAAUUAGAGUUUCCUUCUUCAUUUACUGCCCAAGAACGAGCUUAUGUCCAUCGAUAUUGUAGAGACUUAAAUCUUAUAUCUAAAAGUCGAGGAAUAGGAAACAAGCGAUGUUUGACAGUUUUAAAAACAGAAAAACAAAGUUCUAAUGUUAAUGUAAAAUUAAAUAUGACGAAAAUUAGUGUAAAUGCUAUCUCAACAUUACUAAGCAAUUUUCCAGUCACAAGUAGAGAUAGACACGAGCUUUCGGGUCAGAAGCUUCACAAAGGUAUUAUCAGCGAACAAAACAAAAUUUUAAACAAAGAGAAUAGAUUAGUUUUAGGAAGUAGCGGUACUAUUAUUCCUCCUGAGCCUAAAGAAACUGAAGCUGGAAAAUGUGCCAAAAAUCUACCAAUAUUUCAUUUUAAAGAGCAAAUACUAAAAACUUUAAAAGAUAAACAAGUUCUUUUAAUAUCUGGAGACACAGGUUCUGGAAAAACAACUCAGGUUGGACAAUAUAUUUUAGAAAGUUGUAGACAAGCUCAAAAGCCAUGUCAUAUUAUUUGUUCGCAACCAAGAAGAUUAUCUGCAAUAUCUGUUUCUGAACGUGUUGCUUCUGAGCGAGGUGAAAGGAUUGGUCAAACGGUGGGAUAUCAAGUUAGACUUGAUAGUAAGUUAUCACCCAAAACAGUUUUACAGUUUUGUACAACUGGUGUUUUGUUACGUUUACUAAUGGUUGGGCACAAAAGUUUGGUCAAUGUCUCUCAUGUAAUAGUUGAUGAAAUUCACGAAAGAGAUUCGUUUACUGACUUUUUACUUAUAUGUCUAAGAGACUUGCUUAAGUCAUACAAAAAGCUUAAGCUCAUUCUAAUGAGUGCUGCACUCAAUGUUAAUUUGUUUAAAGACUAUUUUGAAGACUGUCCGACAAUUCAUGUGUCAGGAAAUCAUUUUAAUGUACAGACAUUUUUUCUUGAGGAUGCUUUGAGACACACUGGCUAUGUUAAUAAAGCUAUGAAAAAGUUAAUGAGGGAUUCUGAUAAAAAUCUUUUUUGGCGAGACGACCUGGCUAAUCAAGAAAGUGUUGAAGAUAAAAGCAAUGACCAAAAUGAAUCAUUUAAAGCUGAUACAAUAUCAAAUAUUGAAAAUAUAGAAAAAUGUGAAGCAAAACGUGAUUCUGUUGAUAAUAGUUUAUCAGAAAAACAAGAAUCAAAUGCAUUGGUGGAAGGCGAAGAAUUAGAAAUGAAUCAAAUUGAUAAAAAAGUUGAAUUACUUGAUAUUUCUCAAGAUGAUGAAUUAAAACAUAGCGAUGAGGAAUCAAUUCAUGAUGAGGAUGAUGAUGAAAUAAUUAUAGAAGAUGAUGAAAAUCCAGGUGUAGAAGAACAAGAGUGUGAUAUUAACUUUUCUGAGGAAAUGGAUUCAUACCUUGCUCAAGCUUGGUUGAAUGGUGAUGAUGAAGCUUUUGAUCAAAUUAUACAUUUGAUCCUAAAUGAGAAUGUUAACAUAAAUUAUCAACACUCUCAUACUAAAAUGACUGCACUAAUUGUUGCAGCUGCAAGAGGAAAUCUUGCCCUUACUGAACAAUUGGUUGAACUUGGUGCUAAUUUACAUAUAAGAGAUCCCAAUAACAAGCGAGAUGCAUUUGAAUGGGCAAGUCAUUUUAAUCAAGACCAUGUAGUUGAGUUCUUGCAUUCUCUCAUAUCUGGUAAUUCACAACCUGUUGUCAGCAAUUGUUCAAACACCGAAGAAGAUCAUAGACGACUAGAAUUGUACCACAAAUCUUUUGAUGAUCAAAGAGUUGAUAUUAAUUUGAUUAUGGCUUUGAUUUCCUCAAUAACUAAAAAAACAACAGCAUUACAAGGUGCAAUUUUGGUGUUUCUACCUGGUUAUGAUGAAAUAAUUACUCUACGAGAUUCUUUGAUUGCAAGUCCUGAGUUCUCUUCAAGAGCAAAGUAUCAAAUAUUACUUUUACAUUCAAUGAUUCCACCAUCAAGUCAGCGUAAAGUGUUUACAAAACCUCCUUUAGGUGUGCGAAAAAUAAUUCUUUCAACAAAUCUGGCAGAAACAAGCAUUACAAUUGAUGAUGUGGUUUAUGUAAUUGACUCGGGAAAAGUUAAAGAAAACAGUCACGAUCCUAUAAAUUCUGCUUCAACAUUGCGAACAGUUUGGAUUUCCAAAGCGAGUGCUAUGCAGCGUAGAGGUCGAGCUGGUCGUUGUUCAAAUGGUAUUUGUUAUCAUUUAUUCAGCCAAGAACGCUUUCAGCAUUUACAACUAUAUCAAGAUGCUGAGAUCCUGCGUAUACCAAUCCACAGUUUAUGUUUGCAGUCAAAAAUGUUAGCUCCUGUAAAUAUUUCCAUUGCUGACUAUUUGUCUAAAGCACCAGAACCUCCUUCUAUCCUCAUGAUUAGAAAUUCAAUUCAUCUUUUAAAAGCAAUUGGUGCUUUAGAUGAAAAUGAAGACAUGACUGAUCUUGGGAAAGUUUUGGUUGAAAUUCCAAUUGAGCCACAGGCAGGAAAAUUGAUUUUAAUGGGACUUACAUUAAAAUGUUUAGAACCAGCUAUCAUUAUUGCUUGUUGCUCAUCAUUUAAAGAUCUUUUUGUUCUUCCUGUAAGUGCAUCUCAGAAGAGUCUUGCAGCUAAUGUAAAAUUUAGAUUAAGUGCUGACUCAUUCAGUGAUCAAAUAUGUUUAUUACGUGCGUUUCAGGGCUGGCAGCAUGCUAAAAGAGCAGGUCGUGAGAAGUUAUAUUGUUCCAAGAAUUUUUUGUCACCAGGUAUUAUGGAAAUGGUGUCUGGAAUGAGACGUCAAAUAAUAUUACAUUUAAGAAAUCUUGGUUUUGUGCGAAGCCAUGGAGCUGGUGAUAUUCGUGAUUUAAAUUUGAAUAGUAGAAAUUGGGCUGUCAUAAAAGCAGUUGUAGGUGCAGGAAUGUAUCCGAAUAUAAUGCAGGUCGACAGAGAAAAUUUAUCAUUGAUAUCAGAUCAAGAGAAAAAAGUUAAUAUUCAUAAUUCAUCUGUACUGCUAGCUAAAGUUGAUGACAAACUACAUAGUGAAGCAACACGUGUUAAAAGAAUGAAAUCUGCAAUUUCACGCUUACCUUUUGAUUGGGUUGUUUAUGAAGAACUAUCACGUCUUUAUUAUUCUGUUCAAAUUCGUUGUGUUUCAAUAUUGUCCCCAGUUGCAUUAUCUUUAAUGUGUGGUCCAUGCAUGUCCUAUGAACAUAGCAGUUUGCGCAUAAAAUCUGGUCAAGAAAAUCAAGGUCAAAAAGAACAACUUAAAGAUGCAUUUUUCCAAGAAAGUGACAGCGAGGAGGAAGAUACAAGUAUUGCCGAAGAAAAAAGUUCUUUUAAAUUAGACGAUUGGAUCUCCUUUACUGGAGAGGAUCACAUUUUAUACUCCAUAGCUAUGUUAAGAAUAAAAUUUCUUGCUCUGUUCUCAAAACGUAUUCAAAUUCCUGCAAAAUCUUGGAACCAAGUUGAUGACCACGUUGUUCAAUGUAUAGUCAACAUAUUAACCAAAGAGGAGCAAAGUGUUGGAGUUACGAAUCCAGCUACUAAAGAUAUCGAUAGAAGAAUGGCAUACGAAAAACGAUCUGAUAAGUUUCGCUAUAAGUCUGGCCCACACGAAGGCUUAAGAAAGACUGGAAAUUAUGAAAUUGCUAUACCUGACUGGCGAACACGCCAAACCCGCGGCAAAAAAGUUGUUGCCGACCAAGAUGACUCAGUUUUAAGAGAUGAAAAAGGUGUACAAAUUAAUACGGAAAACGAAGCCGGUUGUUCGGAAGUAAAACGGCGUCCUGCGAGUUAUUUCAUUAUGAAAUGUAAUAAUGACAAGAAUAUGAGCAUAUCAUUUGAAAGAAAUAUAUGGGCAACAACAAGAGGAAAUGAAAAAAGAUUAAAUCGAGCGUUUAAUGAGUCUGAUGAAGUGUUUCUAAUUUUUUCUGUUCAAGGAAGUGGACAUUUUCAAGGCGUUGCUAAAAUGACUUCUGAAAUUGGCGAUAGACGUUGCGAAGAUUUUGGAUCAUUGAAUUUAGGAGGGUUAUUUAAUAUAGAAUGGAUUCACCAAGAGGAAAUCGCUUUUCAGUACACUCAGCAUCUUUGUAAUCCGUGGAACGACAACAAAAAAGUUCAAAUAAGCCGUGAUGCUCAAGAAUUAGAAACUAAUGUUGGCAAAUCUUUAGUAGAGAUGUGGCUUCAUAAUAGUACAUUAACUAAAGAUUUAGAACAGAAUGAAGAAAAUUUAGAACAGCAAGAUUUAAAUUCACCAAGUUUAGCCAAAAAUAAUGUCGUUGAAGAAGCUUUUUAUUCAGACGAGGUUUACUCGUCGAACGAUCCUGCUUAUAUGGAUGGAUAUACGCUUUAUAGUCCUCCUCCGUUUAGUCCUCAAUAUAUGCCUGAAUUUCAACAUAUACCUCCAUUUGGUCAUCCCCAAGUAUUCCAACAACCUUAUCCUAUGUACGCUCCUCCUGGAGGUCAAAUUUACCGUCAUCAAGACUAUUACAUUCCUCAGUAUCCACCACCACGCAGGAAUACAGCUCACGAUUAUUACCGCGAUGAAGGUUGGGAUCCAAGAAAUAGCCGUGGAAAUUAUCGUCAAUAAAUAUAUCGUCGAAAGAGUUUUA
Hydra vulgaris (swiftwater hydra) is the source of this 4801-nucleotide messenger RNA. The record is from RefSeq and is a predicted model, not a curated record. NCBI's taxonomy places the organism in Eukaryota, Metazoa, Cnidaria, Hydrozoa, Anthoathecata, Hydridae.